AGUGUUGAUUUAUCGUUUGGUUGUUUGAAAUUGAAUGAUAGCUUAAUAGGUGUUUGAUGUUUUACUUCUGAGAAAGUGUGAUGAUGGCAUUCAACUUGGGUUCGCUGUCACCGGCAACUUUAAUGGCAGUAACGAAGAAGGGAGGGGAAUCAAAGGGUGUCCUUAAGGUGGUCGGUGGGGCUAGGUGUGAUGGUGGUGGCGAGUUUCCCUCGUUUCUUCCAAAAGAGGUUGAAAAGAUUAGAGAUCCAUUUGCCAGAAGUUUGGCUCAGAGGAUCCAGAGGCUGCCAGUCAAGCAGGCUGGGUUUCCUGGACAUUUUAUAAUGAGUAGCUGCGUGCAACCUCUAAUGCAGAGUGAAGGAACCAAUCCAGUUGUUCUUCUUCAUUGCUUUGACAGUUCUUGUUUAGAAUGGUGCCGUGUAUACCCUUUGCUUGAGGAGGCCGGGUUGGAGGCUUGGGCUAUCGAUGUCCUAGGGUGGGGCUUCUCUGAUUUAGCAGAAAAGCUCCCACCAUGUAAUGCUGUAUCCAAGCGUUAUCACCUCUAUCAGCUUUGGAAGUCCCACAUCAAAAGGCCAAUGAUAUUAGUUGGACCAAGCCUUGGUUCUUCCGUAGCAAUUGAUUUUACAGCAAAUUAUCCAGAAGCUGUUGAGAAGUUGGUUUUGAUCAAUCCAAGUGUGUAUGAAGAAGGCACAGGAAACCUUGCAAAGUUACCAAAAGUAAUAGCCUAUGCCGCGGUUUCUUUGCUGAAAACCUUCCCCUUGCGCUUUUAUGCUAAUGUUUUAGCCUUCAAUAACAUUUCCUUAUCAAGGGGCUUAGAUUGGACUAAUGUUGGCCGCUUGCACUGCCACAUGCCUUGGUGGAAAGAUGCAACUGCAAAUUUUAUGGGUAGUGGGGGCUACAAUGUAAUUUCACAAAUAAAUCAGGUAAAGCGGAAAACACUAAUAAUCUGUGGCGAGGAUGAUAAGAUUGUCAGCAAGAAACUGACUUUGAGGUUGUACUGCGAGCUGCUGAAUGCGACCCUACGGGUAGUUCCUAAUUCUGGUCACCUUCCCCAUGUUGAGAAGCCUAAAUGUGUUGCCAAGUUGAUAGCAGAUUUUGCGCAAGGCCAUAUAAUUUGAGGGGAUCGUUAAGGUAAGUUUACCGAAGGUACACUGAUUCUUCUAGAAAGGUUCCCCAGGCUACUGAUAUUGUUUCUCUACUUGUCAGUAGCUUACAAAUGUGAUUUUUUAACUUUUGUUAUCCCAUUAUUGGAUACAUCUAGGGUAAUAUUAUCUCAAACUCAUAUGUAGAUACAGCGUUAGAUCAUGGGCAAAAUAUCUAUAUCUAGAAAACGAUUAUGGGGCAAUCUAUAGGUACAUCUCACUAUUUAUUAUAUUUAGGGCAAAAGAAAAAGAAAAAAAGAGAAAAUAUAUAUAAUAAAUCAAUUGGUUUCUU
This is a messenger RNA of Rubroshorea leprosula, 1431 nucleotides long. The record is from the annotation of a GenBank genome assembly. NCBI's taxonomy places the organism in Eukaryota, Viridiplantae, Streptophyta, Magnoliopsida, Malvales, Dipterocarpaceae.